AACUCGCGUCUCAUACUAGCCACAGUCCAACGACAACUCUCAUACGAGCGCGUCUUGCCCUGAAUAUAACUUUCUGUUUAAAAUUAAAUACUUUUAAAGUUUACGAUUUUAUUUAAUUUAAAAAUGGUGUCCAGAAUUCUCUGCUUUUCUCUGAUGGUGGCAGUGGCGAGUGCCGCGACAUUUAUCGGAAAUUUACCGCAAAAACCUAAAGAAUUAGCACACAAAGAGGGGUGCUAUGUGAAGGAAGUUAGUGAUGUAAUCCCCUUCGGUGAAACCGUUGCACCUAUUGGCGUCUGCUACAGAAUAGACUGCUCACCCCGCUACUUAUACUAUGCUUCAUGUGGAACUGUUAGUACGUCAGACCCCAAAUGUCACGUGUCAGAAGAAGAUACCAGCAGACCCUACCCAGACUGCUGUCCGACAAUCGUUUGUGACAUCGAUAACAACUUAAUUUAGCGUACGUUCGAAAGUACAUUGGAUCGAUUGGCAUUUUGUUCUAUGAGAAGAGAACAGAAAAAAAAAUCAAGUACAAAAAUUCAACAAGCGCCUAGUGCAGAAAAUUAGCAAAGUGACACAAGAUUCUUUUGCUAUAAAGAAACGGCAGGCGCUUAAGAUUUUUUCUUGGACAAUUGGAAUGGAAUCGAGUGGAAAUGGAAAAUGAUGAAAAUUGCUAAAAGCAAAGAUUAGAGGCGUUCCGGUGCGUUUUUUGUAUAUUUUGAAAGUGAAGAGAAUAAUAAGAUGUGACGAAGAUAGAAUCAUGUUGAAUGUAGACAAAUGCCAACUUUGCCAUUGUUUCCAAAAGACUUUUGGAUAGAGUUCCUUACAAACGAGUUAGUUAAUGGUCCAUUAGUCUAACUCAAGAAGCUAUCUUGCCACCAAAUUGUUAAAGUUAUUUAUUUUAGUAAAUUAAAAUUAAAGAUUAUUUUGGUAA
Molecule: messenger RNA, 931 nt
Organism: Pectinophora gossypiella (pink bollworm)
Lineage: Eukaryota; Metazoa; Arthropoda; Insecta; Lepidoptera; Gelechiidae
Exons: 3
Coding region: 124-456 (110 amino acids)
Source: RefSeq, a predicted model, not a curated record